AUGGUAACAUCGAUGAUUCUUGAUGCGCAAGUUUCCGUCUUGGAGCCUGCAGCUUCAGCCUUAGGCAUCGGCUUGAUGCUCCAAGGAUCGCAAUUUGGCCAGUGGCUUACUUGUCCCCGCAGGCUUGUGCCAGACAUUACAAUUGCCGAGCUCGCACUCGCCACCAGUUUGGUUGGCCUGCAUUUGACAGCAUUCUGCUCCUGGGCAGAGAGGUAA
This is a messenger RNA of Blastomyces dermatitidis ER-3, 216 nucleotides long. RefSeq lists its product as uncharacterized. The coding region runs from base 1 to 216 and encodes 71 amino acids. Lineage: Eukaryota; Fungi; Ascomycota; Eurotiomycetes; Onygenales; Ajellomycetaceae. The record is from RefSeq and is a predicted model, not a curated record. The transcript has a single exon.